AUAGGGAGAAUCCGACCGGUGCAAAAACUUGAAUUUAGAGAGGAGAACCCGAACCGGCCCAUCUAUCAUUCCCAAUUUCCCAAACCGCGCAAUCCUUCUGCUAUAUAAAAAAACCCUAGAAUUCAAAUUGAAGCUCAAUAGAAGAAGAGGCAAAGCUUUUCAAGUUGGGGGAGGCAUCAAAUAAUGAUGGAUAUUGAUCCGACGAGGAUCUAUCGGAAACAACCUAUCUACCUUCACAGGGUAGGGGCAAGGCUGCGUACACACCACCCUCCUCCCUAGACCCACAUGUGGGAUUACACCGGUUUGCUCAAAAGGAAUCUUUAGACGGUGAUAUCAUAUGACAAAGAAUCAUAAUUGCAAGAAAUAAUAAAGAGGUCAUUUAUCAAACAGUUGUCCUUGCGAAAUUUCUCCUUUUUGUCAUGAUAAUUUAUUAUUCACAUCCUAAAAUCAUUGACAUUAUAAUGCUCUUCUUUUUUAUAAUAAUAAAAAAGUUCCCUAAUUUAUAAUAGUCUAACUAACUAAUAUUUGCUUUAAUUAGACCCUUCAAUUAAUAAUUGUGUUGCAUAAAUUGUGAUAAUGAAUGAAUAAAAUUAAAACUUUUUUUCAAUAGAAAAAUAAACCCUAGAAAACAAGAUUGCGCAUCCGAUCAUGGAGCGGCGCAGGUACACUCCUUCCUUUUAUCCCACCCAAUGAUUCAAUUGAUUUUUUUCAAGCAAUCGCAGCUCGAUAAUAGCACCUGAUUGACAAGAAAUUCCCUGCCCUCCUCCAAUUUGCAUUUUCUUUUGCAAAUAAAAAAAAAACUGAGUCUCUUCAAUCAAUAGUUAGCAAUUGAGAAACCAUUAAUCUGUCCAAAGAAAGAUGACACAAAAAAUUAAGAAUGAGGGAAAAUUAGCAGAUAGUAGUUCUGCUCCAGAGAUACAGAAACAGAAGAAGAAGAAGAAGAAAUCCAUUGCAAUUCCAAAGUUAGAGGUUGAUCUUUUCAAUCAAAUUCUUAUUAGCAGUGGAGUUGAUGCAACCCAAAAAUUUAAUCAGAUCUCCAAAGGGAAGAGUGUUGUGGAGCCGUCAAAUGAUAACACAAACCAGAUGGAUGUUGAUUGGGCCCUGUCAAUUCACUUCCCAGAGAUAAUACUUAUGGACAUCCUUAGCCGGUUACCUGUGCAGUCUCUACUCGAUUCAAAUGUGUUUCGAAAUAUUGGGAAACGUUGAUCUCCGAGCCUUACUUUAAGAAGAAGCAUCUCAAUCGUGCCAAGAAUGACCAAGAUUCCCAGAAACUUCUUACUAUCCAAAUGUGCAGUAAGAAUCGUAUAUUUUCCAUGUAUUGUUGUCCUUUGUUGCCGGUUCAGCUGGUUGAGGAUGUACAAAAACUCAAUUUCCCUUCAAACCCUACACCAUGGCACUGCAGAAUCCAUUGUUGUUAUGAUGGCCUGGCUGUUAUGGAGGUUCGUGAUAAUUUUAAAGAUAAACACUCCACACUUUUGCUUUGGAACCCCUCCACAAGAGAAUCAAUAGUACUUCCUUCUCCGGAAUUUCCACGGGGGAGCCUUACUUGUUUUGGUUUGGGUUAUGACUCAACCAGUGGUGGGUAUAAGAUCUUUCAGCAUUAUCAGGGUUGCUCUUUUCCUGGUGAAAUUCUCGCGCUGAAAGGUGGCUCCUGGAGAAGAAUUGAUGAGCAUCCUCGUGGCAUUGACAACCAGUUCGUUUGCAGGCAGUUUUUGGCAUUUGUACAUGCGGCAUUUCAUUGGAUCGCUUUCUCACGAAAUCAAGCUGUGGUGGUGUCGUUUAGUAUUUCAAAUGAAGUGUACGGAGAUAUACCUUUUCCGGAGGAAAUGUCAGCCUUGACGGCGCUUAUUGGCGCUACAGUGUUGGAAGGAAUGCUUUGUGUUUAUUCUAAUUCUAUUUAUCCGGGUAAGCGUACUAUUAAGUUAUGGGUAUUGAAAGAGUAUGGUAUCAAGGAAUCUUGGAUUCCAUUCUUAUCUGUAGAAGAUCCUACGGGUGCUAUUUCUAUACCGAAAUAUAGGUUUGCAGAUGGUGAAAUGCUAUUCUGGUGCAAUGAAGGGGUUAUGUUUAGGACACGCUGUGGACCAUUUGGAGCAUGGCCUCGAUGUGAUACCAUAUUUGAUGGACAUGCUUUUAGAGAACGCUUGAUUUAUCCAACACGUUGUGGACCAUGUGGAGCAUGGCCUUCAUGUGAUUCCAUAUGUGAUGGACAUGCUUUUACAGAAAGCUUGAUUUCUCCAAGAUCACUUACUUAUUAGUUUCUUAUGUAUGAUUGAGACACUCUUUUUCUUCUUUUCUUGUUAUGUUACAACUCUCAUAUUCUUCUUAGUUUAUCUCCAGUUUUUGGAGUACAAUGUCAUCUUUAGCUGGUAGGUCUGGGGGACAAGAAAUUAAUGCCAGUAGAUAUCUUGGAGAAGUGUUCGUCUAUCCAUCAUGUGGAGUACUUGGCUU
Molecule: messenger RNA, 2448 nt
Organism: Solanum tuberosum (potato)
Lineage: Eukaryota; Viridiplantae; Streptophyta; Magnoliopsida; Solanales; Solanaceae
Product: F-box protein CPR30-like
Exons: 5
Coding region: 859-1206 (115 amino acids)
Source: RefSeq, a predicted model, not a curated record